CUGAGAUCAGCAGUUGGAGGUUGGAGGUUAUUCAAGGCUUCGGAGGUGAAGGAUUUUGCACUGGCACCUAAACUAUGACUCGAUUAUUAUGGGAAACAGUGUUUCUCGUGCUGGCUGUAACUAUCAAAGACACAAUUUCACAAAGGAUCAUCGGGGGUCAAGAGGUCGUGCCUUACUCAAUUAAAUACCAAGCAUCACUUCAGUAUGAUAGGAAGCAUUACUGUGGUGGCACCCUCAUUGAUCCACAAUGGGUGAUAUCUGCUGCCCACUGCUGGCGACCGGCCAGUGUGAUGCAGGUAGUGUUGAGUGAACACAACCUUGCUAAAGAAGAGGGAGUUGAACAAGUACUUAAUGUAUCCAAAAUCUACAGUCAUUUCGCCUACAACCCAAAAACAUUUAACAAUGAUAUAUUACUCAUUAAGCUCAGUGUUCCAGCACAGCUUAACGCUUACGUUCAGCCGGCUCCAUUACCGGAUACAGACACCCCUGAGCCGUCCGGAGGGACCAGCUGUACUGUGAGUGGAUGGGGAGUGACGCGUCUCUACAGUGCCUAUCUGUCACCGGUUCUGCGUGCAGUGGAUGUGGAGAUCAUCCCUUACUGCUUUUACUACUAUAACUAUAGAGUCAAUGACAACAUGCUUUGUGCUGGCUCUCGCUUCGGUGGAAAAGACUCAUGCCAGGGUGAUUCGGGUGGGCCACUGAUCUGUGAUGGGAAUCUAGAAGGAAUCGUGUCAUGGGGAGUAAGCUGUGCCCAACCAUUUUAUCCUGGUGUCUACACAAAAGUGAGAAACUACAACCGCUGGAUCGACUGGAUCAUGAACGCUGACAACUAAAUUACACCGUCGUCAAAAUGUGGGAAGUGUUGCCAUAAAAUCUGAAUUAGGGAAAACUCUGAUCUCAUUAUUGCAUCCAUAAUCUCAAAAUCAUAAUGUGCGCACAAACUUUUGUUUAAACUUGUUUUAUUUUCAAAUAAAAUACAUUUGUUCAAGCCCAUUUUCAUUAAAUUUCUUUUGUGCUACUUCCUGCCACUAACAUGAAAAUAAAGGCAAUAAAGGUGACUGUGUGAGGUUUAAAAUUAAUCAGAAGAAAAUCCUAAAAAGUCAGAAUCUUGACAUAAAUGCAUACAAUUUUGCAAAGUGAAAGUUUAAGCAUUCAGCAAAUACCUUAAGACAAUAUGAAAACAAAAAACUAAACAAUGAAGUAUACAAGCGCUUGCUUUUCAAAAAUAGAAAAACCUGUCUGUCAGUAUCAUUAAGAUUUAUAGAACUGUCACAAUGUUUUUAAAAGACUUUACA
Molecule: messenger RNA, 1295 nt
Organism: Paramisgurnus dabryanus
Lineage: Eukaryota; Metazoa; Chordata; Actinopteri; Cypriniformes; Cobitidae
Product: trypsin-3
Biological process (GO): proteolysis
Molecular function (GO): serine-type endopeptidase activity
Source: RefSeq, a predicted model, not a curated record